GGGCAGGUCAGUGGGCAGCAGCACCGCCCCCGGCACAGGACCAGCAUCCUUCCUGGCCUGGGGAGCGCCCCGAAACUGAGGGGCCCUCUUGGGACGUGGGAAAGCUCGGUCCUGCUCCACCAUCUCCCACCGCCCCGGAUCAAAGGUCUCUGGCAAGGAGAGAGCCAGCUGAGGCUCAGCACCCCGCCAGUUUCCCCCUCGACAGGACCGAGCCAGGAGCCAUGGCCGAGCGCCGGGCAGCCGCCAAGGGCCGGCGCAUGGGCUCCAGCCGGCGCAAGCAGCUGCGUGAGGGCUCCGGCAAGGCACCGGCUGCAGCCCCCAGCUCCGGCGAGGAGCCGCCGUGGGCAUCUGAAAUAAUGGAGAGGGUGCAGGACUUCUUCAGGGAGCGGGACAAAGACCAGGCGGGGUUUAUCACCCGCUCAGACGUGCAGAGAUUGCAGGAGGAGAAUUUCCCGUGCAGCAUGGAGGAGCUGGAGCUUGUCUUUGAUGGGCUGGAUGCCGCUGGCACUGGGCGGUUAAGCACCGAGGAGUUCAUUGCCGGGCUCUGGCAGUUCCUGAGCUCCCAAAAAGCUGCCAGGGAUCACCGCCAGUUGAAAACAACGUCCCGGAGAGUCCGCUUGGUCCUCCCCAGCCCAGUGUUGGAGGGGGUGGACAGCGAGGAGCGGAGACACUUUGCUGCCUUUAUGGACCAGCUGGGCACGGACGACAUCUCUGAAGAACAGGAGAUCUGGCAGCUCUGGGUGAAGCUCCGGCAGGACGAACCUCAGCUCCUGGGCAACCUGGAGGACUUUCUGGCCAAGAUGAGGCGCCGCAUCCAAGAGGCCAAGAGCAAGAAGGAGGCUUUGGAGAUGACCCUGAACAAGCGUGUGGCUGAGCACAACAAGGAGGUGCAGCAGCUCUGCGAGGCCCUGGAGCAGCAGAUUCAGCAGGAGCAGCAGCGACUGCAGCAGGAGAGCAUGGCCCGGAGCCACCAGCACGACAUGGAGUUGCAGCGAGCGCUGGAUGCCAGCGAAAGGGAGGUGCAGCGCUUAGUCAUGGCGCAGAUGGAGCUGGAGGCACGGUGCCGCAGCCUGCGCAGCACACAGCAAGCCACCAGCACUGAAAACCAGCAGCUGGAGGAGAGCAACCGGGUGCUGGAGGACCGCCUGCAGCACCUCCAUCAGCAGCUCCAGCAGACCCAUGGGCGCCUACGGACAGCGAGGGCCAUGGUGGCUUGGGAGCAUGUGGAGGAGUCUGGGUACAGAGUGGUGGCAGAGCUGCCCAGCAAGACGCCAAUGUCCCCACAGACAAAUCCAGAGAAGAGUGAGAAGUACCGCUCCAAGAUGCGGAUCAGGCUGGGGUCCCAGAGCACCGAGCCCAAAGCCAAGAGCAUCCACCAAGUGGUUUGGGAAAUGCCCCCACCAGAAAUAAGCCUUUUGGGACCCCAGCAAGGACCGAGCUCCACGGAAGAGGACCCCUUCCCAGAAUUUCUGAAAGAGGAACGCUUUUCUGACCAAAGCUCUUUGCUAAGAGAGAUGAAUGAUGCAAUAGCAGCUCUGAGCAAACAGCUGAAGCCACAGGCACUGGGUGCACCUCCUGUGCUGGCAGAAACUGCCCGUCACCCCCGGGAUGAUGCUGAGCCCCAAAUGGGGCCAGAGGCAGCUGCAGCCCAUGGCACAACCCCUGGGGUCAUGCGAGAGACCCUGUCCAGCCACAUCGGUCAUGAGCUGUUCGAAGGAGACCUGAAAGAGGGACCAGCCGCAGCUGAACUUCACGCUCCAGAUGCAACACAGGCUGGUGCGUCCGUGGGAGCCAGGCACCGCAGGGCUGAGGAGCCGGGGGCAGAGCAGGGAGAGAGUCUGGAGGAGGCACGGAGGAUGUUAUUCCUGCAAGGAAAGGGCACUGGUGUGAAGGAACUGAUGCUAAAGGCAGCUGAGCAUCCGCAAGGAGCGCUGGGAGAGAGCAUGGAGGCAGGAGAGCAGGCACUCGUGGAGAUGGAGGGAGAAGGAUGGAUGCAGGAAAAAAUAGGUUGGGAAAAGGCACAGCUCCUGGGAGAAGCUAAGGAAGCGGCAUUAAACCAGGGAGAAAAUCCGGAGGCAGGCUUUGAACCACCCGAGGCUGGGGAGGCAGGUCUGGCAGUGGGAUGGCAGCUUGCCGCAGAUGAGCUUGGCCUGGCUGCGGCUCCGGAGGAGUGUGCACAGCACCUGGGCACAGGGCUGGGGGAAGAGGCUGACCUGCCAUUGAGGCUCUCCGAGAAACUUGAAAUAAAGCCUGGAGAGCACCUGGAGCCAGAGCUGCCAUCCUGGGGUGAGGUGAGAGUGGGAGCAGCCCAGGGGGACGGUGUCCUCCCCAAGGUGACAGUGGCUUCUGACCCGGGGAUGCUGGAGGAAGAGCACGUCAGUGCGGAGGUGCAGCCCUGGGGAGAGACCUUGGAUGCCAACGUGCUGCCAGCCCCAGCCCAGCGUGGAAGCAGCGGAGGAGCUGGGGCCGAGGAAGGGGAGGUGGAGGUAACGCAGCCCAGGGAAGCAGAGCUGCAGCCGCGGGAUGUGUGGCGGCUAGGCGAUUCGGGACAGGCAGCCCAAAGUGAGCUUCAGGAGCAGGUCUCAGCACAGGCAGUUAAGGUGAGGCUUCACACUGCUUCCCAGCAGCCAGAGGAGAAGCCACCGCAUGUUAUGGAAACGGAGCGUGUAGCUGCCGGACCUGCUGAGCCUCCAAAGCAAGAGGUGCCGCCAGCAUCAACCCUUCACACAAGGGUCCAACAGGAGGAAGAUGCUGGCAACGAUCAGUCAGGGAUGGUCCUCAGAGACAGCUCACUGGGGGAUGCAGCCAUCAGCAGCAUGCAGCCUCAAAGGCGGAUCUUGGGAGAACAGAGCAAAGACCUCAAUGUUGGUCAACAGGAGAAGAAGCAAGAGGUUGGGCGUAAAACAAGCCAGGAAGGCAAGCCCAGCUCAGGACAGCCAGGGGCUGUGACUGCAGAUGGGGCAGGAGCUGCCCCAAGGGGUUCUCCUGAAGCCUCCCUGGACCCAGACCACCUCUACAACGUGCUGUUUGUCGGGGACUCCCACGUGGGCAAAACAUCAUUCCUGUACCGGCUGCACGCCGACACCUUCAACCCACACCUCAACGCCACAGUAGGACUGGAUUAUCAGGUCAAAAACAUCGUCGUGGACAACAAGCGCUUUGCUCUCCGCCUGUGGGACUCAGCCGGUCAAGAAAGGUACCACAGCAUCACCAAGCAGUUCUUCCGGAAGGCAGAUGGGGUCGUGCUGAUGUACGAUAUCACGUCGGAGUACUCCUUCUCAGACGUGCGGUACUGGCUGAGCUGCAUCCAGGAAGGAGCAGAAGAUGGAGUCGCUAUUCUGCUUCUCGGGAACAAAACCGACUGCGCUGCAGAGAGACGAGUCCCUACGGAGGAGGGGGAACGCUUGGCCAAGGAGCACCAGCUCAUGUUUUACGAAUGUAGCGCUGCCUCGGGCCACAACGUCUCUGAGGCCAUGGUCAGCUUAAUCAGGUUGCUCAAAGUUCGUGAAGAUGAAUUAAAAAAUAAGGCGGCAGAGGUACCAAAGCCACUCCAGAAGAAAAAGGGCUGCUGCUGAUGAUGGACAGAUACACACAUACCCCCCUGCGCCCCAGCCCUGGGGAUUUUAAACUGCAGCAACAGCCAGAAAAGGAUUAAAAUAGCCCUCAGCCACCACCUCUGCUCCCCGUGUGCCUGUCUUGCCCAAUCUCCCUCCGACGCCGAGAGCAAAAGCCGCGGAGGAGGAGCCGGCUGUCACCUGGCCCCUUCCCCGCUCAUCUCCUUCGAUUAUCCCAGAGCACACAAACCCUCCGAAAUAUUUGUUGGGAAACUUUACCACUUUCUUUUGGAAACAAAAAACAGGCUAAGGAAAGAGGCAGGAAAGGAACCCAGCUGGAUCCGAGAUGCUGGAAUGAUACUGGAAGCAGCAGGGAGCAAAAUUCAGUCUCAGGAUAAAAGAAAGGAAUACCAGGAGUCACCCAAAGGCCAGUGGAUAAAACGAGGGGGUUUGGGGCCGUCAGUGCUGCUGUGCGGCGGUGACUUUUGCUUUGGCUUUACAGUCUGAUCAGAUUUGAUCUCGAACAAUGAAACACACAGUAUAUCCUAAGUGCACUUUUUAAGUUUCUUCAGUUAGGCAAGCUAAAGCUAGUUUUUCUCUUUCCUGGUUUAUCGUGCCAGUGAGCAGUAACAGGUCUCAGCAGAAAACUGCUAAAAACCACUCAAAAUAAAUUCAAAAGCCCCAAGCGCACAUCCAGGAGAACAGAAAGAGCACUGGGGUGGUGGGAUACACGAUCAGAUAAAUGCUUGCAAGAGCUCUUUUCAUUGCAUUGCUCCCAGAGCAGAUUUUUGCACUGUUGAGGCAGAUCUCAGGAUGGGCAGGGAAAAGCAAACUGCUGCACCCUGUCCUCCUGCAGCUGAGACGGCUUCUGUACGAAGUACCGACUCAGUUUUAAAAUUCAGCAUGAAAAAUCUAAACAAGCACAUGUCACAAGUUCAAGAAUGUUUGUUUUUUUUUUUUUCUUUUUACAGCUUGAUGCAGGGAACUAUAUUUUUGCAGAUAAAGACAUAUAGACUAAAUUAAAAAAAAAUACAAGUGUUAUAUUUUAGUAUUUUUAUGUAUUACAUGUGUUGCCUCACCCCCAGCAGUUCGACAGCUGUAAUUAAAGACUGUGCUUACAUGCAGAUUUGGGGGGAAAUAAUUCUGCUCAGAUGGGUUUGCUUUUUGUUGCCAUUAUUAUUUAUAUGUAUAUUAUUGCAAAGCAUAUAUACUAGUAGCCGGUUUCUGCUUUACAAAAAUAUAGUGACAACAAGAGUUUGUUUUCUAAUAACACUAUAUAUUAAAAAAAAAAAAAGUAUAUCAGUCUGCGUGUUUCCGACUGUUAUAGCUCAGCUUUCUGUUUUUAGCGGUCCCUGACGGGUAGCAAUUGCAAAGCUAUGAGGCAUUGCGACUUCUAUAUGAAUAAAGGGCUGAGUAACUGAGACUAACAUCCCCAGUGAUGGAAAAAUUGCAGUUUAAGUUUAGUCUUUAUCAAUGACAAAUCUCCACAGGAGAGACCUGCAAUGUGCAGAGCCAGGUGAGAGCAGACUUUCUUGGUUCUGCUGCUCACAGAAUUACCCCUUUAAACGGGGCCAGCUCUGUGUGAUACCCAAAAGCGCUCCGUGGAAAUGAUGUUGAUUUGCAGAUGGAGAUGCACAGAGACUGGCGAUGGGCCAAGCUCCUGCUCAGAAAAAUCAGGGUUGUGAGCUGCACCAGGUAGGGCACAACUUUGCGGCGAUGCAGGACUUUCUGAGUCUUUUAGAGCUAUCGCCUCUGCACGCCCCAUCUCCGUGCUCCAACCCCUCUGUACCACUAAAGCUCCCAUCCCCUAAGUGUCUGCCCCCUGCCCCAAGCCAUCCGCCCUUGGCUCUAUCAUUAAAAGACUGACUUUUCUUAAUGCAAUAUAUUUAUACUCCCAUGCCAUGUCGAUUCCCUCUUUCCUGCAUUUCAUUAUAAAAUAUUUUUUACUGAUGGAGCAGUGGGAGCAGCCUGAGGACCACAGCUCCUCAGGAAGAGUUUAUGCGGCUCAGUUCAGAGCUGCGCCUGGAUUUGGUAUUCAGGGUGGAACAAUGAAUUUGUAUUUGUAUUGAAUUUGGUAUUCAGGUGGGAACAAUGGCUUUUUUGUUU
Molecule: messenger RNA, 5660 nt
Organism: Grus americana (Whooping crane)
Lineage: Eukaryota; Metazoa; Chordata; Aves; Gruiformes; Gruidae
Gene: RAB44
Product: RAB44, member RAS oncogene family
Exons: 17
Coding region: 222-3575 (1117 amino acids)
Molecular function (GO): GTPase activity; calcium ion binding; GTP binding
Source: RefSeq, a predicted model, not a curated record